Haemonchus placei is the source of this 1404-nucleotide messenger RNA. Lineage: Eukaryota; Metazoa; Nematoda; Chromadorea; Rhabditida; Trichostrongylidae. The record is from the annotation of a GenBank genome assembly.
AUGUUUUUUUUUAAGUUCCUAGCCCAUGAGGACGAGUAUAAAUGGUGCGACUACAUAUUUCAGAAUAAUGUCAAAAAGCAGAAAGAGUUGGAGAAGAAUAUAGACCCCGGCAAUCCGAACUAUCAAUUCUUGCUCAUGAUACGAGAAUAUCAAUCCCAGAUUGACUAUCGUCCACUCAAAAUGAGUGAUCAAGUGGUUGACAAUAGGAUUUCUGUGUGCGUUAGGAAAAGACCACUCAAUAAGAAGGAAAUCAGUAGAAAAGAGAUCGAGGUAAUAACAAUUCCAAAUCGUGACCAUCUUAUCGUUCACCAACCGCAAGUCAAAGUUGACCUGACAAAAUACUUGGAUAAUCAGAAGUUUCGAUUCGAUUAUACCUUCGAUGAGAACACCUCCAAUGAGAUGGUUUAUAAAUUCACAGCGCAGCCGCUCGUCAAAACGAUUUUCGAGCAGGGAUUUGCUACAUGUUUUGCAUAUGGGCAAACGGGUUCUGGAAAGACUCACACUAUGGGUGGGGACUUUACAGGAAGGAAUCAGAAUUGUGCCAGUGGUAUUUAUGCCCUCACGGCUAGUGACGUCUUCAAGAUGCAACAUUCUCAACAAUACAGAAAACUUAAUUUAUCUGUUAGCUGCAGCUUUUUCGAAAUUUACGGCGGGAAGGUGUUCGAUUUACUGAAACAUAAGGCGCUCUUACGAGUUUUGGAAGACGGCAAAAAAGAAGUGCAAGUGGUUGGUCUCCAAGAGUUACCAGUGUCGUCCGAGAGUGAUGUACUGGAACUCAUUCGACAAGGUACCGAUAUGCGCACUGCGGGUGCAACGUCUGCAAACUCUAAUUCAAGCAGAUCGCAUGCCGUUUUUCAAAUUGUGCUUCGAAAAGAUAAAAAAUUGUGGGGGAAGUUCUCACUGAUUGACCUAGCGGGUAAUGAACGUGGUCAAGAUACCGGUAAUUCUGAUAGGCAAACGCGGCAUGAGGGAGCUGAAAUCAACAAGUCACUUCUGGCUCUUAAGGAGUGUAUCCGCGCCAUGGCGAAAAAUAGUCAACAUGUCCCGUUCCGUACAUCAAAGCUGACUUUGGUGCUGCGCGACUCGUUUAUAGGAGAAAAGGCACGAACCUGUAUGAUAGCAAUGAUCAGUCCUGGCAUGUCUUCAUGCGAACACACAAUCAACACCUUACGAUAUGCGGAUAGGGUAAAGGAGCUUGGAGCUGAUGAAGGCGGUAGUUCCCCACCGAUGGGCGAUGACGAAUUGAUGUUGCGAACCGAUGGAACUGGUGAUGAUGGAGAUAACGAAGAUGCUGAUCUUUCACUUGUUUGCAGUAGAAAUGUGAGCAAAUUUAAUGUUGUCCUUCACCUAUGGAAUAAGAAAUUCUGUAACUUAAGGGGACCGAUAAAAAUACAUUCGACAUGA